CAUGUAUACGGUAUGUAUUGACUCACGAUUUGCAUGAUCUAAUUUAUGUCAAGUGGAGAACCAGCGUUUCAGCUUUUCGUAUUCGUCGUCGUUUGUUUGGACCUCGAUACCGGCUAGUCGCCAAUGCUUGGAUUGAUUCAAGUAACAGCUUACUUUGAAUUCGUCAACGCAUCAUCUACAAUCCAAGGGAAUUGGCCUUCCGUUGUGGAUAGGUUUGUGGAGGUGGAGGUUGCGAGUGGGGUGCAUCGGGCUGUUUCCAUUGGGUGGGUACAACCGUAUGCGUCAUAUGUAUAGACCGGCUCUCUCCGAAUGACGAUAUUAGCAUGAGAUUUUCAAGAUUUGGAAAAUUACGCUCUCGCUU
Molecule: messenger RNA, 361 nt
Organism: Heterobasidion irregulare TC 32-1
Lineage: Eukaryota; Fungi; Basidiomycota; Agaricomycetes; Russulales; Bondarzewiaceae
Exons: 1
Coding region: 124-294 (56 amino acids)
Source: RefSeq, a predicted model, not a curated record